Molecule: messenger RNA, 2712 nt
Organism: Closterium sp. Naga37s-1
Lineage: Eukaryota; Viridiplantae; Streptophyta; Zygnematophyceae; Desmidiales; Closteriaceae
Source: the annotation of a GenBank genome assembly
AUGGCCAGCCACCAGCAGAAAGCUACCGGUCACGCUGAGGAGGCCCGUGGGCAGCUUGGAGCGGGCGCUGAGGAAGCUCGCAAGGCCACUCAGGCGAAGAUGGAGCAGGGCAGGCAGGGUCUUUCGGAGACCGGGCAGCAGAUGAAGGACACCUCGGGACGCGCUGCCGAGACUGCUCGCGAGAAGUCCGCGCAAGCUGGUGAUGUUGCGGGGAGGAAGAUGGAGGAGACGAAGCAGGGUGCCUCUGAAGGGCUUGGUCGUGCCCAGGAAAGUGCUCAGAAAACGUGGGAGCAGACCAAAGAGAGCACUGCUCAGGCCACUGAGCAGGCGAAGCAGACGACGGCAGGAGAAACCGCCCAGAGGACGCAGGAGGCAGCUCAGGGCACUGUAGAUAAGACCAAGGAAAUGGCUAGCCGCGCCGCUGAGUCUACCCAAGAGACGGGAAAGGGUGCAGCUGAGCAGGCAAGGAUUGCGGCUGAAGAGGCAGCUGCAAAGACCAGGGAGACUGCUCAGGCCGCUCAGCAGUCCGUCACAGAUACUGUGAAGGGCAUGGGAGAACGCCUGUCUGAAAUGGCUCAGUCUGCUAAGGAGGCCCUGGGCCUGCAGGGUGAGCAGGCACCACCAGCUGCAACUGAUGUCACCACUGAUGUCCCCACUUCAGCCAUGGCGGACGCCGCAGUGAAGCGGUCUGAGGAGGAAAGUAACUUGCUUGAUUUCGACACGGCAGCAGUCGCCGCCGUUACGACGGAGGAGGGGGUUAUUGAGCCACUUCCAGAUUUUGUGGAGAAGGCACUGGUGAACUCGCGAGCCGUGUACGAUGCCAUGUACAAGCGGUCGCUCGAAGAGCCCGAGGCCUUCUGGUCCGAAGUCGCGAGUCACUUCCACUGGAACAAGAAAUGGGAGACAUUCCACUCGUACAAUUUCGACACGCGCAAGGGCCCAGUCGACAUCAAGUGGUUCGUCGGCGGCGAGACGAACCUGUGCUACAACGCCGUGGACCGCCACGUGUCGGCCGGCAAGGGCAACAAGGUGGCGCUGAUCUGGGAGGGCAACGACCUUGGCGUGCAGGGCCAGUGGACGUACUCUCAGCUGCUGUCGCAGGUGUGCAAGAUCGCUAAUUACCUGAAGAGCGUGGGUGUAAAGCGAGGCGACACGGUCAGCAUCUACCUCCCUAUGGUGCCAGAACUGCCAGCAGCGAUGCUGGCGUGCGCGCGCAUAGGCGCGGUGCACUCCGUGGUGUUCGCGGGGUUCAGCGCGGAGUCGCUGGCGGGGCGCCUCGUGGACUCGCGCAGCAAGGUGGUUCUCACCGCCACGGCCGUGCUGCGCGGCACCAAGCUCAUCGCGCUCAAGUCCAUUGUGGAUGACGCGAUCGCGCAGUGCCCCGACGACAACCGUCCGACGACGGUGCUCGUGUACGACAACAAGCUCGCCAUCUCCCGGGAGAAGGCGUCGUUCGUGGAGGGGCGGGACCACUGGUGGCAGGACGAGGUGGAGAAGCAGAGCGAAGUGUGCCCGGUGGAGUGGAUGGAGGCGGAGGAGCCGCUGUUCAUGCUGUACACAUCGGGCAGCACGGGCAAGCCCAAGGGCGUGCUGCACACCACGGCGGGCUACAUGCUGGGCGCCGCCACGUCCUUCAAGUACAUCUUCGACCACCAUGACGACGACGUCUUCUGGUGCACGGCGGACUGCGGGUGGAUCACGGGGCACACGUACCUGACGUACGGCCCGCUGCUGAACGGCGCCACCGUGCUCGUGUUCGAGGGCGUGCCCACGCACCCCGACCCCGGACGCUGCUGGGACGUUGUUGACAAGUACAAGGUCACGGUGUUCUACACGGCUCCCACUGCCAUCCGCGCUCUCAUGCGAUGCGGCGACCAUUGGCCGGGCAAGUACAGUCUCACAUCGCUGCGUCUGCUGGGGAGUGUGGGCGAGCCCAUCAACCCUGAAGCCUGGCGCUGGUACCACUCGGCUAUUGGCCGCGGGCGCUGCCCCAUUGCCGACACGUGGUGGCAGACAGAGACCGGCUCCAUCAUGAUCACUCCUCUGGCGGGUGCGUGGGCGCUCAAGCCAGGCAGUGCGACGCUGCCCUUCUUUGGAGUGGAGCCCGCAGUGCUGGACGAGAACGGCAACGAGCUCCAGGGCGCGUGCAGUGGGUUCCUGUGCAUCAAGCGCGCAUGGCCUAGCAUCAUGCGCACGGUCAAGGGCGACCAUGCACGCUUUGAGGAGGUCUACUUCUCCAUGUUCAAGGGCUACUACUUCACGGGUGACGGGUGCCGCAGGGAUGAGGACGGUUUCUACUGGGUGACAGGGCGAGUGGACGAUGUCAUCAACGUCAGUGGUCACCGCAUUGGAACGGCUGAGGUGGAGAGUGCACUUGUGGCGCACGAAAGCUGUGCUGAGGCGGCAGUGGUGGGGUAUGAGCACCCUAUCAAGGGUCAGGGUAUUUAUGCCUUCGUCACACUCAUGGAAGGGGUGGAGCAAACGGAGGAGGUGCGAACGGCCCUCAAGUCCGCUGUUCGCCAGGCCAUUGGAGCCUUUGCCACUCCUGACGUCAUCCAUUGGGCUCCUGGGCUGCCAAAAACGCGCUCUGGCAAGAUCAUGCGCCGGGUGCUUCGCAAAAUUGCUGCCAAUGACCUGGAGACCCUUGGCGAUAUAAGCACCCUUGCUGAUCCUUCAGUUGUGCAGCAGUUGAUCGAGUUGAGAGGAGUGUAG